AUGUUGAGUACACUCAUUCGAAAUAGCAACAACAACAACAACACGAAUAACAACACAAACACUCACAAACAUUCCCUUCUUGCAACCACCACCAACAACAACAACGAGAACACGACUCUCAACCUCGACUCCUCUUCUAGAAUCACCACUUCAUCAUCACCCUCUUCUACCGGCCCUAACCACUCAUCCAUCAACAAGAACAAUUGUUCCAUGACCAUCAAUAACAACAACAACAACUCAACGAAUCCAACUACUGCUUCGUCAUCCAACUCGGCUGCCAUUCUCAUUCCUGCCCAGCAAAACUCAACCAUGCAGCAACAUGCCAACAGUCCUUCCCUUUCCUUACUUUCAUCCAUGAGUGGUGGAGAAUUGAGUUCUUCUCUUGGCGGCGGUGGUGGAGGUGGAAACUCUUCCUCACUCACCCUGAUGAUGUCGAACACGCCUUCAAACACACCCCCAUUCUCACAUCUCUUGAAUCAUCAUCUAAGUCUCUCCUCUGGUGGUGGAAACAACUCUCAUCUCCACCCAAUGAAUCAUCCUGCUGCUGCGUACUCUCUCAUGCAUGCCCAUCCCUCUCUCAGAGUUGGACAUGGUCAUUCUCAAUCAUCUGGAGGAGGAGGCAUGAUAGUGGUUGGUUCUCCAAGUGCUUCUUCGCCUCUUCUUGGUGGACUUGUCUCUUCUGAGAGAGUGUUUUCAGAGAGUGGUUUUUCCUCUUCCUCCUCUCAACAGCAGCAGCCAAGUGGCAACGCCAGUCUUUCCUUACUCUCAUCAUUGGGAGUUAUUUCCUCCUCUUCCUCUUCAUCAUCAUCAUCAACCAAUAACAACAAUAAUGGCAGCAACACUCCCAACACUUCUUUCUUGAAUAAUCACCAUCACCACCAGUAUCAAUCAUACAUGAAUAAUCAUGUGAGUAUUCAACAUCAAGGUGGUAGUACUAAUUCUCAUGGCAGUGUUGUAAUGAAUAGUGUUCCUGCCAACAACAACAACCACGAAAGGGAAUAUCAACAAUUACUUUUCGAGAGACAAUCCCUAACUCCUUUCCAACCCAUUGUUCCUCUCACUCUCAAGUUAUUGGACGAGCGCAUUCAGCAAGUUCAACAACUUGUUCAACAAGCCUCUUCUUCCACCAAUAAUAACCUUUCUUCCACUACUACUGCUACAACUAUUACUAACACUAUCAAUCCAUCCUCCAAUGCAAGCUCUCAAUCUUCCUUGUUGAAUUCGUCAUCAACAAAUUCAAACAUCAUGGGCCCACCCACCACAAGUACACCAGGUAGUAAGAAGAAGUUGAGUUCUCUCAUCAUUCACCAACCUUCAGUGUUGUACAACAACAAUAACAACUCAACAACAACAACAACUAAUGGACUCAAUCUUGCAAGCCCAACGCUUAGUACUUCUAGCUCUUCCACCACUCCAGGAGUCAUGAGCACUACUUCUUCAACCACAACAGCAGCAGCAGAACAAAGCAUGCUUCUUUCUAAUAUGUUGCUUAAUGGCUCUACGACUCCAACUCUUCUCUCCACCUCUGGUGGUGGUGAUUCCUUGAGUACUGGUGGUGAUUUCUCUUUCUUUGGCAACAAGUCAACUUCUGCCAAUUCUUCACCACCUCUUGGAGUUAUAGGAAGCAAUAUUAAUUCCAGCAAUGGAACAGCCUCUACUACUUCUACAACAACAAAGAAGCCAUCAUCUACCACCUCUGGUACUACUACUACUGCCACUGCUAGUACUCAAGCAACAAUUACCAGUACUCAACCCACCACCAACAAGGUCAUUGCUAACUCAUUGAAUGACACUACUACUGCAUCAAACAAUUCAUCCACAACUGCCUCUAAUACUUCUUCAAAUCCAGGCCAAUCAUCAUCAUCAUCCAUGAGUAGCAAUGCAAGCACUCCAUCUCCUACCAGCUCAACUUGCUCUGAUAGUAACACUUCCAACGAAGAAUUCACCUUCAUUCGCUAUGAAAAUGUGGAUAUCAAACAAAAGAUUGUCAAUCCAUAUACUGUCUUACUCUUCAUUCCUCAAGCAGAAUUUCCAGAUUAUAACUUUAUCGGACGCAUAUUGGGACCAAAGGGAAGCUAUUUGGACAGCAUCCGCAAGAAUUCGAAUUGUUUCAUUAGAAUUAGAGGAAAGGGCCUAAACUUGCAAAACACUGGUAGUAACACGAGUACCUCAACCACUCCAACAACGGCAUCGGCAUCAACUUCUCAAUCAGGCUCAUCCACCACCACCACCACUACUACUACCACUACCACUACCACAGACAAUGACAUUUAUGCUUCCUAUCCUCUCCAUGUCUUUAUUGAAGGAAAGGGUCAAUCCGCCAGUAAGAGAAAGAACCUUCAUAAAGGUAUUCAACUCAUGCUUCCUCUCUUGGUACCUACUGAGUAUGAGAAAGAUGUUCUCAAACGAUGGCAACUUCAACAAUGGAGAAGUGAGAAGAAUUCAGGUGGAUCUGGUGAUAAAGCCUCAAUGCCUCCACUUCCUCUUCCAAAUUCCAUUCCCUCCGAUUAUCAACAACAACAACAACUCUAUGGAAGUAGUAGUGGUAGCGGAGGCAAUGCAAGUCUUCUCUCUUCUUCUCCAUACUCGAAUCAAACCAUGGAAUCUGCGUGUGAGGAUGAAGAUGAUGAUUUUGAGAUGGAUCCAUCUCUCCGAAUGAGUCCAUCCAAUGCCUCCUUUCUAAGCAGAUAUCAUCCCUACAAUAGAAACCAUGUUUAA
Messenger RNA from Naegleria fowleri, 2718 nucleotides. RefSeq lists its product as uncharacterized. The transcript has a single exon. Gene Ontology annotation, molecular function: RNA binding. The record is from RefSeq and is a predicted model, not a curated record. NCBI's taxonomy places the organism in Eukaryota, Heterolobosea, Eutetramitea, Acrasida, Naegleriidae. Bases 1 to 2718 code for a protein of 905 amino acids.